Messenger RNA from Lingula anatina, 1794 nucleotides. RefSeq lists its product as uncharacterized. Gene Ontology annotation, cellular component: membrane. Lineage: Eukaryota; Metazoa; Brachiopoda; Lingulata; Lingulida; Lingulidae. The record is from RefSeq and is a predicted model, not a curated record.
UAAAAGUCGAGGUGGUACGCUCCUUGACUCCAGGGCUUGUCAACAUACAGCAGCAAGACCCGUAUAAUACGGUGUAGGCGCACAGACACCUCCGACAACAACCCUGCCGUUUUCGUUGACUAGACCGGUGCGAUUGGAAAGGAUAGGAACAUUGAGGGAUUGUUACUAAGAUCAUUUUUUACCAGAGAAAAGGAAAGUAAUUCCCGGCAAUGGGUUUUAUUCAGGAUCUCCGAGAAGAGUUCAGGGUAAAAAAGUUCGGCCUCAGCCACUCGUCAAACCAGUGUUUUUUCAGAUGCCAGUGGCCUUUUCCGAAAUGUAUUUUCCUCCUGUACCGGAUCAUCGUCGCUUGCUACGCUUUCUUUUGGUUUGUGUUUGUUGUAUCACGAUCUUCCAGGACCACUGGGCGUCAUUUCACCCUCGUGUACCUUACGAUAUGGACUUACAUACUAUUGGUGGUCCAUUUGAUGCUCGCCGCUGCAAUCACAGUGGCGAAUUACGGCCAAUCAUCUUCAAAUCUACCGCGCAAGAAUAUGAAGAAAACCGGCACGGAGCUACAAACCAAUGAAAAGCCGCCACCAAACCUAGUCUUAGGUACAAUCAACUCAUCUUUUUCGGUCAACUCAAACCUUGUAAAGUCAAAUGAGACCGUUGCUAAUGGCGCGUCAUCAUCUGCUGCAAUUUAUGAUCCCCACGGCGCAACUACUGACGUAUCAUUGGUUGAUUUCACCGGAACUGGAUGUCACGUGGACAGAGUCAAAUGGUAUUCAAAGAUGUCAUGGGUUCUGAUGAACAUUAACCAAGUAGCGGCCCCAAUAAUAACAGCCCUGUAUUACGCAAUGCUAUACCCUCUAAAGCAGGAUAAUAGCAAAAACACUGACACUAUCGAAUUUCUAGUGGACAUCCAGUUGCACGCAGUGAACACUUGCUUGGUUGUCCUAGAGUUAUGCCUGGCAGCUUAUCCGGUACGAAUAUUACACUUCACCCACGCCCUCAUAUAUGGUCUUGUCUACCUGGCAUGGUCGGCUAUAUACUGGUCAUUUGACCACCAGAAAAACGUACUAUACCCGGGCGUUCUAGACUGGAACAACCCCACCAGAACAUCGGUAGUUGUAGCUUUAGUCAUCGUUGCCAUGACAACGUUUCAUGUUAUCUUGUGGCUGUUAAGUAGAAUUAAGAUUUCUCUGUACGGAAGGUGUUGUAUGGAGAAUUCUGCCAACUCUUUGUAGACGGAAUGGGUUUUAUUCAUAAUUAUAUUUAUUAUGCACACAGAAAUAUUUAAUUUGAUAUUUUCAAAGGUUGGUGAAACAAAACUUUUGCACGUACGUAUACAGCAUAUACUGGCGGUAGACGGUUCACAUAUGUACAUUUACUCAGUUUAGUCGAGAGGUUAAUUUGUCCUUCUCCUCUUCUGCUAGUUGGCACAAAACAGCUUUUGAAAACUAUAACAUUUUUAUAAUAUUCAUAGAUGCAUUUAUUUGUACAAAGGGGAUACCUUUUGGGGAUACUGAAAUACUUUAUAAUAUCUAUUGUUUGCGUGUAUGAAAAGAAAAUGAGAAUCAGUGGAAGUUUGUAUGCUGCGUUUUUCACCAUGUUCACAAACGUACUGAAAAUUUCAUCAUAGCCAUUAGUAUUUGUAUAAUUUUUAUGACUGCCAUUUAUAUCUCAGGUAUUACACAUAAACUUAUCAGUUGGUCAUAUACUGUAUACACACUGGACAAUAUAGAAGUGUCACCCCCUGAAUCAGAGUAAUCAAAGUUAUAAUGCCUGGUCUACUUAUAAUGUGACUAAUGAGUA